This is a messenger RNA of Salvelinus namaycush (lake trout), 4306 nucleotides long. It is a transcript of the gene rcan2, whose product is annotated as regulator of calcineurin 2. The record is from RefSeq and is a predicted model, not a curated record. Bases 212 to 928 code for a protein of 238 amino acids. NCBI's taxonomy places the organism in Eukaryota, Metazoa, Chordata, Actinopteri, Salmoniformes, Salmonidae. Gene Ontology annotation, molecular function: nucleic acid binding; calcium-dependent protein serine/threonine phosphatase regulator activity. Gene Ontology annotation, cellular component: nucleus; cytoplasm. Gene Ontology annotation, biological process: calcium-mediated signaling. The transcript has 5 exons.
GCCCCCUGUGGACAUAGCUGUAUUUCAUUACUGGGUAACAAACAUCAUUUGGAUGCCGGAGGACAGUCAUUGGUGAGUCAAACUGUCUGCAAAAACGUCAGGAGAUUAUCGGCGCGCAGCUGGGAUGCAAGGUUGAUUCACAAAGAAGAGUGAGGAGGUAGAGAGACAACGCCGAAGACACCACAGUCGGACCGAAUCACACCGCACAGCCAUGAAGGGGGAGCAUUUAUUUUCCAACCUGAGAAACGCCACGUUCUACCAGCGGGUCUACCUACUGGGGGGCGAGGAGCUGCUGGUACUGCAAAGCACUGUGGGACAUCCCGCGCUGGGCGACAGCUUCCACCAGAUCACCGACUUUAACGACCUGCCCACCUCCCUUUUCGCCUGCAACGUGGACCAGUCUGUGUUUGAGGACCAGGAGGGCAAGGAGAUGUUCGAGUCCCUGUUCCUGGCCUACGAUGAGCGGGUGACGUUUCAGCUGUUCAAGAGCUUCCGGCGUGUCCGCAUCAACUUCAGCAACCCCAAAGCAGCCGCCAGCGCCAGGAUAGAGCUGCACGAAACGCCCUUCAGAGGCAAGAAGCUCAAACUCUACUUUGCCCAGGUCCAGAACCCAGUAUCAGACGGUGAUAACCUGCACCUGGCUCCUCCUCAGCCCUCUAAACAGUUCCUCAUCUCCCCUCCCGGCUCACCGCCCAUUGGCUGGCAGCAGAUAGACGAGGCCACGACCGUCAUCAACUACGACCUGCUCUAUGCGGUGGCCAAGCUGGGCCCCGGAGAGAAGUUUGAGCUGCAUGCGGGAACAGAGUCCACCCCCAGUGUUGUUGUCCACGUCUGCGACAGCGACACCGAGGAAGUGGAGGAACCAAAGAAUUGCCCCAAACCAAAAAUCAUCCAGACCCGGCGCCCUGACCUUCCUACUUCUCACUGAACUCUGUCCCCCUGCCACUUCCUGCCGUAACAUCGUCAUCUGGAGGAAGGAGAAUCGAUCCCCCGUCUCUCUCUCACAGGAACAUUCCCCGUGUUCAGCACUCCCCACCCUACGGCCGCCCCGCCCGGGCCAGAAGGGGAGUGCUCUCUGUUCCUCAUCCUCGUCGACAUACAGCCGUUGAUGUGCUACAUGUAUGAUUGUGUUGGCAAUACUCCAUACUUACAUCAAGAUUCAGCCACCAUACCCUCAGUGAUUGGUUCCUGUCUGUAUGAUUCUGUUGUUGUAAUGUCACACAGUUAGCAGUGAUGGGGCAGCACCUUGCUUUGAGCUCGGGCCUCUGAUUGGCUUAGGGGCUGUGGCGAAUGCCAGUGUAAAGAAGCCCAUUGGUCGCCUUUAUAGACGUGUGUUAGCCUUGCUCUCGCUCCACUGCGUAUGUACCACAAGCACUGACAAUGAAUAGCGCUUCUCUCAUUAGGGCAUGCUAGCUACUGAGGUGGUGGGAUGACUCUGGCGCUGCAUGAGUUAAAGUAAUCUGAAGGAGCAUUAUGGUCAAUACUUUGUCUUAUAGUCCCUUCAAGUUGUCAGAGGUUAUUCAUCGUGUUAUCAGUGCUGUCUGUCGACCAUGGGAGUUCUUUCAAUCUUGCAUGCACUGGUCUGAUAUAGUUUGUGUGUUUACUUUGUUCUGUUUUCUGUAUGAAGCUGUCAAUUUGACCUCUCUCUCUCUUCUCUAACUUCUCUCUUUUAUCUCCCUGUGUUUUCUGGCUAUCGGUGUUCUUCACAGAAAACAAUGCUAAUAACAGUUACAAUCCAUGCAUCUUACAGUGGAAGCAUUAUGUACAAUGACAUUUCUGUGAUUGUUCCUCAAUGUCAAUCUUUCUGUGUCCAUGUCUUGUCCCCAAAAGUCUGGUUCAAGAAAAAGGAGUAUAAGAAAACAAAAGAAAAAACUUAACAAAGAAAAAACGGAAUGCCUGGUGGCCACCUUUUCCUCAUAGGCUGAAAUGGAAAGCCAAUCAUAUAUCAUCACGUGAAGCCAGUCUAUAAAGUGCAUGGUUACAUUUUUAUAGAGAUAUUGUGUUGUCUGAGAACCGUGGUUCAGUCAUGGGAUUUCCUCGUGUUUCCUUUAUGUGCCUCUGUAGGGAGCGAGAAAGAAACAUUUAUUCAAACUCACAACGAAGAAAAUAAAUGCAUGAUGAUGAUCCUGAGAGGAGUAAAACAGAAAAAAAUGAUGUUAUUACAGAGUUAUGUUACACAAAUCUUCCAAGUGCUAUUACACAGUUUCUGUCGAGAUGGUCAAGGGGAAUUACAUACUGUACUCACACACACAACCAUGUUUGUUUUCCUUUAUUGUGUUUUGUUUUUCCUGUGUUGGUGUGCCUGGUUUAACUUAUAGGCAGUAGAACAAGCCCUGUACAAAUUGGACCUCCCUGUCUAUUUGUGGAGAACUGGCGUUGUGAUCAAUUUUCUAUUGUCCAAACUAUUGACCCAUCCUGUUUCAGACAUUGCACCUACACUCUGAUUCUACAUUACUGUGACCCACUGAUUCAACCCUGGGUGCUUUUAUACACUCUAAACCCUCACUGUAACCCCUCACUGUACAUCAUUCCAAUCCCCAUCUCUGAUAAUGAUGGCUCAAAUGAACAGAUUUGAUACCCAGUUCAAAGUGCACUAACUGAAUUUUUUUUAUUCCAACCAGCUCCAGUAGGUUGUAGUUUUAUUCCAACCAACUCCAGUAGGUUGUAGUUUUAUUCCAACCAGCUCCAGUAGGUUGUAGUUUAAUUCCAACCAGCUCCAGUAGGUUGUAGUUUAAUUCCAACCAGUUCCAGUAGGUUGUAGUUUAAUUCCAACCAGUUCCAGUAGGUUGUAGUUUAAUUCCAACCAGCUCCAGUAGGUUGUAGUUUUAUUCCAACCGACUCCAGUAGGUUGUAGUUUAAUUCCAACCAGUUCCAGUAGGUUGUAGUUUAAUUCCAACCAGUUCCAGUAGGUUGUAGUUUUAUUCCAACCAGCUCCAGUAGGUUGUAGUUUAAUUCCAACCAGCUCCAGUAGGUUGUAGUUUAAUUCCAACCAGUUCCAGUAGGUUGUAGUUUAAUUCCAACCAGUUCCAGUAGGUUGUAGUUUAAUUCCAACCAGUUCCAGUAGGUUGUAGUUUAAUUCCAACCAGCUCCAGUAGGUUGUAGUUUUAUUCCAACCGACUCCAGUAGGUUGUAGUUUAAUUCCAACCAGUUCCAGUAGGUUGUAGUUUAAUUCCAACCAGUUCCAGUAGGUUGUAGUUUAAUUCCAACCAGUUCCAGUAGGUUGUAGUUUUAUUCCAACCAACUCCAGUUGGUUGUAGUUUUAUUCCAACCAACUCCAGUAGGUUGUAGUUUAAUUCCAACCAGCUCCAGUAGGUUGUAGUUUUAUUCCAACCAACUCCAGUAGGUUGUAGUUUAAUUCCAACCAGCUCCAGUAGGUUGUAGUUUUAUUCCAACCAGCUCCAGUAGGUUGUAGUUUUAUUCCAACCAGCCCCAGUAAGAUGUAGUUUAAUUCCAACCAGCUCCAGUAGGUUGUAGUUUUAUUCUACCUGCAAUAUUUUCCUAUCUGUUGUUGUAUAACAUUUACAGUCAUUCUAAUUAAUAUUUGAAGCAGAUCAAAGGAUGUUGGUAAUAAUGAGCCACUAUCCUUGUGGAAGUCAUAGACUUCAAAUGCAAUUUAAUACAGGCCCUUUCCUAAAAAAACAGGUUUGAAUCAUGUAUUGUAUAUGGUGCAUAUCAAAUGGUUACAAUAGUGUAUUCCUCUUCCUUGUUUUAUUUCAUACAUGCUGGCUUUAAGACACUAUUCCCUCACUGUAUGGUCAGAUGGACCAGACACAACACAAUGACAUGCCACUGUCCAAGGUUUGUACUACAGCCACCAUUACUACCCUUAAUGAGGUGACUUGUAUACAUGCAAUGUUUUUUGUUCUGGACUUUGGUGUCUUUCGCCUAGACCUCUGGUCUGUUGACUCGGCGCUAAAAUCUUGUCCUGCAGUCACAUUCCUCAAAACUUAAACACAGUAGACACUAUGUACCUGUGUAUAAUUCAACAUGUCCCAAUAUUUGUAUUUUAUUUUCAAAUUAAAAUCAUUAUAUUAUUAUCUGUUUCUUCUAAGAGUCAGUUGGAUUGGAAGGGAAUAUCAGUGAUGGGGUAACCAAUAUGUGUAUUGUGUAAAAAAUUGUGUAUGACCAUCAAUGUACUUGUCAUUCUACAUGUAACGUUACAACAACCUGCCUGCCUACACUAAGGAGACAUAUCUGUAUAUAUUAAUCAAUACUAUUUUUACUGCAUUUUUGUACAAAUAUUCAUGGUAGCCAUGUACAAGUAGUUCAAAUGAUUCUAUGGUAGUAUUAAAUAGUUUGGUUUUAA